Marmota monax (woodchuck) is the source of this 2602-nucleotide messenger RNA. It is a transcript of the gene Chrna10, whose product is annotated as cholinergic receptor nicotinic alpha 10 subunit. Lineage: Eukaryota; Metazoa; Chordata; Mammalia; Rodentia; Sciuridae. Gene Ontology annotation, molecular function: acetylcholine-gated monoatomic cation-selective channel activity; transmembrane signaling receptor activity. Gene Ontology annotation, cellular component: synapse; neuron projection; postsynaptic membrane. The coding region runs from base 1 to 1344 and encodes 447 amino acids. The record is from RefSeq and is a predicted model, not a curated record. Gene Ontology annotation, biological process: nervous system process; monoatomic ion transmembrane transport; regulation of membrane potential. The transcript is spliced from 5 exons.
AUGGAGACCUGGAGUCACCACCUCUGCCUGGGCCUUCUGCUCCUGCUCCUGCUCUCGGCAGAGUGCUUGGGAGCUGAGGGCAGGCUGGCUCACAAGCUGUUCCGUGACCUCUUCGCCAACUACACAAGUGCCCUCAGACCUGUGGCAGACACAGACCAGACUCUGAAUGUGACCUUGGAAGUGACAUUGUCCCAGAUCAUCGAUAUGGAUGAACGGAACCAGGUGCUGACCCUGUACCUGUGGAUCCGGCAGGAAUGGAUGGAUGCGUACCUACGAUGGGACCCCAAUGCCUAUGGUGGCCUGGAUUCCAUCCGCAUCCCCAGUAGUCUUGUGUGGCGGCCAGACAUCGUGCUCUAUAACAAGGCUGACGCGCAGUCAUCGGCAUCCGCCAGCACGAAUGUGGUUGUGCGGCAUGAUGGCGCAGUGCGCUGGGAUGCACCGGCCAUCACGCGUAGCUCAUGCCGCGUAGACGUGUCAGCCUUCCCAUUCGACGCUCAGCGCUGUGGACUGACGUUUGGCUCAUGGACACAUGGUGGGCAUCAGCUGGAUGUGCGGCCUCGUGGCGCCGCCGCCAGCCUGGCUGACUUCGUGGAAAACGUGGAGUGGCGUGUGCUGGGCAUGCCGGCCCGGCGGCGUGUGCUCACCUAUGGCUGUUGCUCAGAGCCCUACCCCGACGUGACCUUCACGCUGCUGCUGCGCCGCCGCGCCGCCGCCUAUGUGUGCAACCUGCUGCUUCCCUGCGUGCUCAUCUCGCUGCUUGCGCCACUCGCCUUCCACCUACCAGCUAAUUCGGGAGAGAAGGUGUCACUUGGGGUCACCGUGCUACUGGCGCUCACCGUCUUCCAGCUGCUCCUGGCUGAGAGUAUGCCUCCAGCAGAGAGCGUGCCACUUAUCGGGAAGUACUACAUGGCCACUAUGACCAUGGUUACAUUCUCGACAGCACUUACCAUCCUUAUCAUGAAUCUGCAUUACUGUGGUCCCAGUGCCCGCCCAGUACCAGCCUGGGCUAGGGUCCUCCUGCUAGGACACCUGGCAAGAGGCCUGUGUGUGCGAGAACGAGGGGAGCCCUGUGGACAGCCCAGGCCACCGGAGCCAGUCCCCAGCCCCCAGCCGCCUGCUGGCCCCCCAGCAGGGCCUUGCCAUGAGCCACAUUGUCUGUGCAGGCAGGAAGCCCUAUUACACCAUGUAUCCACCAUUGCCAGCACCUUCUGCAGCCACAGGGCUGCCCAGCGCCGCCGUGAAGACUGGAAGCGCCUGGCACGUGUGAUGGACCGCUUCUUCCUGGGAAUCUUCUUUUCCAUGGCCCUGGUCAUGAGUCUUCUGGUGCUGGUACAGGCCCUGUGAGGAGCUGGGACUGGGUCCCAGAAAGCAUCCAUAGCCACAGCAGCCACAGGAUGGAUGGCAAAAGCCAGGUGGUUGUUGAUCCUCAAAUAAUCCAGCCUCUCCUUACUGCUGCUAAAACCCUGGGAAACCCUCUCUUCAGAAUCAGUACUGCUGAUUUCACAAUCUACAAGGAACCCUUGUUGUGUCCAUGCCCUGACUAAGCGGGAUCCAGAUCCUAACACUGCCCUAAUUCCUAAAGAAGAACUCCAGGAAGGAUCAAGAUCGAAGUAUAAACUUGGACAGAACUGAAUGAGCAUGCUCAGAGUUAGAGCUCUUAGUGGGGAAAGAGCAGGUGAUUACAUAAGAAACAGCAGCGGGGUAUGGUGGUGCACCCCUGUAAUCCCAGCAGCUCAGGAGGCUAAGGAAGGAGGAUCACACAAGUUUGAGGCCCACCUCAGCAAUUAGCGAGACCCUGUCUCAAAAAUUAAAAAAGGCCUGGGAAUGUAGCUCAGUGUUAAAAUGUCCUGGAUUCAAUCCCCAGCUCAGGAAGGAAGGAAGAAGGAAGAGAAGGAAGAGGGUUACUGCAUUUCCUGUCUUUAUAGGCAGCCACUGCUUUGGAAACAUGGUCGGUCUUGCCUAUCACUAUGUAGGGCUCAGGGAAAACAAUUCGUUGUCUGCUUUCCAGAGCAAGAAGUGAAACAGACAUCUGUUUCCAAAGCCUUAAUCUAUAAUAAAGUGUGUGCCUAGUAUCUCCUUGAUGUCCUGUCUUCCCCUGGUGGUCUAUGGUGGCAGAAGUCAGGGAUCCAUGUUUUUCUCUAGAGACAGGCACCUCAGGACUCAUGAAUCACAGCAUAAAUUAACAUCUUUGCUGACAAGAAAACUGGGAUUUGGCUGGGACUCUCAGAGAGGGCCUAAAGCUCUAUUUCUUCUUCUCUCUGAGCUCUGGACUUAGAUGCAGUCCAUCCAAUUCCCACACACUUACAUUUGGCGAGCUUGAAAGUGUCCAAAGUAGGGGCAGUGCAGAGACCAGCCUUUCACAGGAAUUUGUCCCUUUCUGACUUCCACACAGUUCCAGGCAUUAUCUCUGUGCCUCAGACUCGGUCCCUAUCCUCAGGAAUCUCACAAUCUGAUAUGGGAAGCAUUCACAGAGGCAGGGCCCAUAACCCAGGCAGGUGGCAGAGGUCAGAGAAGGCUUCCUGGAGGAGUGAAUUAGAGCUUUCCAGGUAAAUAUGUGAAGCAUUUGAAUUACACUAGCAAGUCCUAUGGCCAAGUGCUUUCC